Molecule: messenger RNA, 3004 nt
Organism: Malurus melanocephalus (red-backed fairy wren)
Lineage: Eukaryota; Metazoa; Chordata; Aves; Passeriformes; Maluridae
Gene: NOP58
Product: NOP58 ribonucleoprotein
Exons: 15
Coding region: 77-1657 (526 amino acids)
Cellular component (GO): small-subunit processome; box C/D methylation guide snoRNP complex
Molecular function (GO): snoRNA binding
Source: RefSeq, a predicted model, not a curated record
ACCGCCGCCGCUUCCGCUUCCCCUCCGCAGCGCUCCGGUGCCGCGGCGCACGUGGCGCCCCCCGCCCGCCGCAGCGAUGUUGGUGCUGUUCGAGACCGCCGCCGGCUACGCCAUCUUCAAAGUUCUGAAUGAGAAAAAGCUCCAAGAGGUUGACAGUCUGUGGAAAGAAUUUGAAACUCCUGAAAAAGCAAACAAAAUAGUAAAGCUGAAACACUUUGAAAAAUUUCAGGACACAACAGAAGCACUUGCUGCAUCCACAGCUCUUGUAGAAGGCAAACUCAGCAAGAACUUGAAGAAAAUUCUCAAGAAGAUAGUGGCAAAAGAUGCCCAUGAGCAGUUGGCUGUGGCAGAUGCCAAACUUGGAGGUGUCAUAAAGGAGAAGCUGAAUUUGAGUUGUAUACACAGUCCAAUGGUUACAGAGCUGAUGAGAGGAAUUCGCUCMCAGAUUGAAGGGCUUAUAACAGGGCUCCCUUCUCGAGAGAUGGCAGCAAUGUGCCUGGGUCUGGCACACAGCCUUUCCCGAUACAAGUUGAAAUUCAGCCCAGACAAAGUAGAUACCAUGAUUAUCCAGGCAAUUUCUCUUCUGGAUGACUUGGACAAAGAACUGAAUAACUACAUCAUGCGCUGUCGGGARUGGUAUGGUUGGCACUUCCCUGAACUGGGCAAAAUCAUCACAGAUAACCUGGCAUACUGUAAAUGUGUGAGGAAAGUUGGAGACAGAAGCAAUUUUGCUUCCUCUGAUGUUUCUGACAUCCUACCAGAGGAGAUUGAGGAGGAUGUGAAAGCUGCUGCUGAGAUYUCCAUGGGGACAGAAGUAUCAGAAGAAGACAUAAACAACAUAAUCCAUCUCUGUGAUCAGGUGAUUGAAAUCUCCGAGUAUCGGACACAACUCUAUGACUACCUGAAGAACAGAAUGAUGGCCAUCGCUCCUAAUCUCACUGUCAUGGUGGGAGAACUGGUGGGAGCAAGACUCAUUGCUCAUGCAGGUUCCCUCUUGAAUUUGGCAAAACAUCCAGCUUCAACGGUUCAGUURCUGGGUGCUGAGAAGGCGCUCUUCAGAGCACUGAAGACUAAAAGGGACACACCUAAGUUUGGCCUUAUCUAUCAUGCCUCCCUGGUGGGACAAAGCAAUACCAAAAAUAAAGGAAAGAUUUCUCGAAUGCUGGCAGCAAAGACUGCCUUGACUAUUCGUUAUGAUGCCCUUGGAGAGAACACCAGUGCUGAAAUGGGAGCUGARAACAGACUAAAAGUAGAGACGAGACUCAGGCUUUUGGAAGAGAGAGGGAUAAGAAGAAUAAGUGGCACUGGAAAAGCCUUGGCCAAGACAGACAAGUAUCAGAACAAGAGCGAAGUAAAAGUAUUUGACCCAUCUGGUGACUCUACACUUCCCGUUGUUUCCAAGAAGCGCAAAAUUCAGGAGGUGGAUGAACAAGACACAGAGGUUGCAGUGAAAGCAAAGAAGUUCAAAGCAGAGAUGAAAGAAGGGACAGCUGUAGAAGAUGGUGAACCUGUCAAAAAGAAGAAAAAGAAAAAGGAUAAGGAAAAAAACGCUGAAGAGGAGGAGAUACUGAGUGAGGAGCUCCCCACCAGCCCCACAAUUGAGAAUUCAGAGAAGAAGAAGAAGAAAAAAAAGAAAAUGAAAGGAGGUGAAGACUGAUGAGGAGUGGGGAAGAACACUGGCCCAUAGACAGCUGCUUUGGAGUAGCAUUUCUCAACAUAAUUUGUUUAGCCUCUUGUUGAAAACUAACUUCCCUGUGUUGCAAGAGRGCAAGGAGAUAAGUGUGAUAGCUGUCUUUUCCCUGGAACAGGAUAUCCUGGUGUCUCUGCUCAUUUAAGAGGAUUAUUGGUUUCUUCUUUUUAAAAGCUCACAAUAGAUCCUCUUUUCACAAGCAAUCUCCACUGAUAAGGAAUUAAAACAUUUUUAUGGAGGUUUUAUGUGUCUGUCUUUUAACUUGUUUGCUUGUUUUCUAUCCAAGAAAGUAAAGUUUUAAAGUUCUAUGUGUGUAAAUGUUCUGUUGCAGUUUAUUCUUUAAACAUUUCAAAGGUUGUAAUAUUCUUAAAUUCUCCAUAAAAUGGGUACAGGUAUCUAUGCAUAUUAUCAAAGAUAYAUUGAACUGCUGAGAUGUGUUAUUGUCUGCACUGUAGUUCUCUUGAUAAAGCCUUUUUAAAGCAUCUUCCAAAUGUUUUGGUUUUGUUGCACUGGCUGACAAGGUUCAGAUGUGUGUUUUGAACAAAUAUGAGGUAGCUUUCAAAUUGCUUCAUGGGGUUUUUGGCAACUUUCCUUACUUGAUUUUAAAAAAAUAACAAAAAAAACCUACCAAAAAAACCCCACAAUAAAAAACAAGGCAAAAUUGAUUCUUCAGCUAUCUGAUAACGAAGCAGAGAAGACAAGUGCUUUAUUAGUAGCAGAAAUCAGCUAUUUGCUAAUUCUGCUGUUCUUGUGGGAAUACAGAUGCACUGAAGUAGCAUCAUGUGAUCAAGACUCUAAAGGUCUUAUGGUGGAAAAGGAAACAAUUUUUUUAAACUAUUUUAAAUGAAUGCUUAGCAUUCAGUUUAUUAAUUAACAUGAAGUUAUUUUUUCCUAAGUGUAGUGGUAGAGUAUUACCUAAGCAAAAAUUCAGCUUCUUCAGCUAAACAUUUGGUAACUCUGCAGCCAGUAUGGUGGUGUUUUACUCUGGAAUAGAGAUUACUGAGCACAUCUUGGUACUGAACUGCUCCUGGCUUAUUGACUUGUUAGUGCAGGUGGAUAUAACCAAAUCCCUGAUGAGUUUGGUAACAAGUUAUUAAUGCACUAUUCUGCCACUAGCCAGUAUAUGAACUGCCUUUUUUUUUCCCUCAGGAAGGUUGUAGUGAGUUUAACUGCUCUAAUUGAGAUUGCCUGGGAAUACUGAGAUCAUUCUAGUUCAUUUGCUUUUUGCUAGACUAGUAAGAUGACUUUAAGCUGUAAUGUUUAAAUGGGCAGCAAAGGUAUUAAAAAGUAUUCAUAAUGACAUGGAAGACUUGA